Biomphalaria glabrata is the source of this 1219-nucleotide messenger RNA. RefSeq names its product heterogeneous nuclear ribonucleoprotein D-like-B. NCBI's taxonomy places the organism in Eukaryota, Metazoa, Mollusca, Gastropoda, Planorbidae. Gene Ontology annotation, biological process: regulation of gene expression. Gene Ontology annotation, cellular component: nucleoplasm. The record is from RefSeq and is a predicted model, not a curated record. Bases 95 to 1087 code for a protein of 330 amino acids. Gene Ontology annotation, molecular function: RNA binding. The transcript is spliced from 10 exons.
UCACGUGACCGUUCUUUCAGGAAGAGGCUUGGCGUUUGUGCGCGUGGGAAUUGUAUUUUUAGGGUAAAAUAGAUUAAAUUUUCAUAAUUUUAAAAUGGCAGAUGAAAUGCAACAAGAUGACAAUUAUGAAACAUUUGAAGAACAGAAUGGAAAUGCAGAAGUUAACGCCAAUGCUGAAGAUAGUUCAGAAAACCAACAGAUGUUAGUAGACGAAGACGAUGAUGGUGAAGAUGACAGAAAAGUUUUUGUAGGUGGAUUAAGCUGGGAGACAACCACAAAAGAUCUCAGGGAAUAUUUUGAAAAAUUUGGUGAGGUCACAAAUUGUACACUUAAAACAGAUUUAGAGACAAGAAAAUCCAGAGGUUUUGGUUUUGUUGUCUUUGCCACCACAGAAGCAGUUGAUAAGGUUUUAGCAGAAAAAGAACACAAAUUACAUGGCAGGACGAUAGAUCCAAAGAGAGCAAAUCCUAGACCUGUCAAUAAAAAAGUAUUUGUUGGAAGAUUAGAUCCUGCAAUCACAGAAGAUGAAGUUAAAGCAUACUUCGAAACAUUUGGUCCAGUUGAGAAGCUUGAGCUUCCUUUUGAUAAAACAAAGGAACAGAGAAGAGCUUUUUGUUUUGUUGAAUUUAAAAAAUUAUCUGCCAUGAAAAAGUGUUUAGAACAGACAAAUCAUAAAAUUGGAACACAGGAGGUUGAAGUUAAAAAAGCUACUCCUCCAGGAGGUGCUGCUGCUAAUGUCAGGGGUGGUCCAAGGGGUAGAGGCUUUGGACCUGCUGGUAGAGGUGGACGUGGUGGUAGAGGAGGAUUUCCAGGUUAUGGAUACAACCAAGGUUACGGCUAUGGGGGUUAUGGGGCUUAUCCUGGUUAUGAUCAGGGCUAUGGAUAUGGUUAUGGCGGGGAUUAUGGCUAUGGAGGGGGCUAUGGAGGCUAUGGUGGAUGGAACAGUGGAGGAUACGACCAAAGCUAUGGAUAUGGAUAUGGUGGUUAUGAUGAUUGGGGCUAUGGACAGGGAGGAGGUCAAUCAAAUUACGGUAAAGCGCAAAAGAGAGGCGCAGCUCAUGGAGGCUAUCAUCCUUACAAUCGCUAGGCAGGAUUACUAGCUGCUUGUGGGGGUGUUCAUGUCUUUGUGCUGAAAGCAAACUGGAUUUUUUGUGGAUAAUCAUUUUAUUGUCAUUUCAUUUUAUACAUGUUGUACUGUAUUAAAAUGAUCCAUCUUUUU